Annulohypoxylon truncatum is the source of this 1244-nucleotide messenger RNA. RefSeq names its product S-adenosyl-L-methionine-dependent methyltransferase. Gene Ontology annotation, molecular function: S-adenosylmethionine-dependent methyltransferase activity. The transcript has 2 exons. Lineage: Eukaryota; Fungi; Ascomycota; Sordariomycetes; Xylariales; Hypoxylaceae. The record is from RefSeq and is a predicted model, not a curated record. Gene Ontology annotation, biological process: mitochondrial respiratory chain complex I assembly. Gene Ontology annotation, cellular component: mitochondrion. The coding region runs from base 120 to 1187 and encodes 355 amino acids.
CCAGCUUCAAUGUUCGACGUCACCAGCCAAUGAGAUCCACACUAUUUCGAAAGCUCCCUCUAGUCUGUCUAGCUUCAAUAAUGAAGAUGUGAAAAGUGGCCAAUUGAUGAUCUAGGAGAAUGAAUUGCAAUCUCCGGAGAUCUAGCGUACUACUACCGCGGGGUAUCAAGGUGGUAGGAGGGACGAUAAGCUUAACGGCGCGGCGAUCGUACGCCUUCCAAGCGGCGGCACCUCCCGUCCACCAGGUCUUCAACCGCCGCACGAAAUGGCUGCAGAAGGAGCGUGCCGCCGCCGACGUCGAACAUAGCCGCGUGGCCGACUAUCUGAAAGACGAAGUGGCCAUCCGGCUGUGUGAUAGACUGCUUGACAUCAAACGCAGCUACCCCGAAGUCCUCGACCUCGGCGCAAACUCCUGCAACAUCGCGCGGGCCCUGACGCGUCCGAACCCAGACCCCGACGUCCCUGAACCCGUCACCGACCCCCUCGCCACCAAGAUCGGCCACCUCCUCGCCGUCGACUCCUCCCAGACGCUGUUAUACCGGGACGCGGACCAGCCCUUCAACUCCGAGAUCAACAUGACGCGGCAGGUGCUGCCGGACGAGGAGACGCUGCCGUUCGCGCCGAACACGUUCGACCUCGUGCUCAGCUCGCUGAGCAUGCACUGGAUCAACGACCUGCCGGGGGUGCUGGCGCAGGUCAACAACGUGCUGAAGCCGGACUGCGCGUUCAUGGGCGCGAUGCUCGGCGGCGACACCCUGUUCGAGCUGCGCACGUCGCUGCAGCUCGCCGAGACCGAGCGCCGCGGCGGCAUCUCGCCGCGCGUCUCGCCGCUCGCCGACGUGCGCGACGUCGGCGGCCUGCUGCAGCGCGCCGGCUUCAAGAUGCUGACCGUCGACGUGGACGACGUCGUCGUCGACUACCCCGACACGUUCGCGCUGAUGCAGGACCUGCGCGCCAUGGGCGAGGGCAACGCGGUGCUCGGGCGCGAGAUGGGCGCCAUCCAGAGGGAUGUGCUGCUGGCGAACGACGCUAUAUACCGCGCGCUUCACGGCAACGAGGACGGCACGAUACCGGCUACGUUUAGGGUCAUCUAUAUGAUUGGUUGGAAGGAGUCCGAGGAUCAGGCUAAGCCGCUGCCGAGAGGGAGCGGGGAGAUUAAUUUAAAGGAUCUUCUGGAGAAGAAGUAGUUAUCCUCAUGCCUAGGUAUUGAAUGAAUUGGAGAAAUUAAAAAAUGAAAGGGGAGG